CAAGAAAAAUGUAGUCACGACUCACAGAAAAAAAAAGAAAAGAGGGAAAAAAAAAUCAGAGCUCAGUAUAAAAAGGGUAUAAACGGGUGAACAAUUACAAUGCAUAGUAUUCGUACAGUGAUAGUUGUCACACUCCAUCCUGAAGAUCGAAGUUUCUGCAAAAGAACUGCAAAAAUCUACGUCAUGGGUCGUCUCGAGCUGACUCGAAGUUGUGGGAUGGAGAAAAUUUGGCUCCUAAAUGAGUCAAAAAUGAGGUCUUGUGGGGUAGAGAUGCAGUGAUUAUACAGUAUACAUCAGUGUAAGUAUAUAGAGUAGCGUAAUGCAAUAGAAAUUAUGCAGAAGAAGCGAAGAGCGGCUUAUGGUUACUAUUCAUCCUCGCCAGCAAGUUCGAAAGCAAACAGUGCUAUAAAGUUGAAGCGCGCAUUUUUUGUAGGGAAAAGGGGCGGGCCCUGCACCACGCCCAUUAUGUCUUUUGACGAUGGUAAUGAUGAUAAUGGGUUGAGGGGUUUUGGAGUAGAAGAGGAGCCCCGCCCCUCAACGGUAAUGAGAAAAGAGUGUGUUUCUGCAAGAAAGCUGGCUGCUAAUUUGUGGGAGUUGCAGGAGAUCCCGGUAAUUUCAGGGGGAAUGAAGAAAAGUGGGAGGCUUUCUGGAAGGGAUGGAGGAGGAAAAGAUAGAUCGCAGCUGCUGCAGUUGCCUUCGCAUCUUGCUGAUCCUCCUCACAGUCCCAGGCUUCAGGUAGCACCAAGUAAUGGUAGCCUCAGAAAACAAAUUGCUUUCUCAUUGAUACAGCAGCAAGGAUCUAUUGACAGAAAUGGUGGUGCUCUACAGCCCCUAUCACCAGCAAGCUGUAGCAGCUCGGUAGAGGUUGGAGCUCAUAAUCAAGCAAUCACCCCAACAAGCUCACUGGACCUAAAGAUACGACCAAGAGAAUCAGGCUAUAGUCUGGCAACUUCGACAGAGUUGUUGAAGGUCUUGAACCGUAUAUGGAGCCUUGAAGAGCAGCAUUCAUCAAGUAUGUCCUUGGUAACAGCAUUACGAGUGGAGUUAGACCAUGCUCGAGCCCGGGUACAAGAGUUGAUGCAAGAGCAGAAAGCUGAUCGUCACCAAAUUGAUAACUUAAUCAAAAGAAUUGCAGAUGAGAAGAUGGUAUGGAAAAGCAAGGAGCAAGAUAAAAUUAGAGCAGCUGUUCAAUCUGUCAGGGAAGAACUUGAAGAUGAAAGGAAGCUACGAAGGAGAUCAGAAAGCCUACACAGAAAGCUAGCACGAGAGAUCGCUGAAAUAAAAACAGCAUUUGCAAAGGCAUUGCAAGACAUGGAAAGGGAUAGGAAAUCCAGAGAAUUAAUGGAGGAUUUCUGUGAUGAAUUGACAAAAGAAAUUCUGGAGGAUAAUUUAGAGGCAGAUGAUGAAAAAGAGGAAUCAGCCAGUGUUAGAAAGGAGGCUGCAAGUGGACAGCAAAUUCUUCAGUUGGCUGAAAUCUGGAGGGAAGAAAGGAUUCAAAUGAAGCUGGCUGAAGCUCGUUUUGAUCCUGAUGAAAAAAAUGAAAUUAUAGAUAGGCUGAGAACUGAACUAGAGUCCUUUUUGAAAGCAAAAAGAGCUAACAACUUCAGGAAUGAGAUGCAGUAUCAGAAGGAUGAUAGACACACAGAUAUGUUCCGAAGACAAUCACUUGAAUCGAUGCACUUAAAUGGGACUGUAAGUGCACCUCAAGAUGCUGGCGAUGAAGACUCUGCAGAUAGUGACCUUCGUUCCCUUGAAAUAAAUAGGGAUAAUGCAGAUGAUAAUAAUAUUAGAAGUUACAAAUGGGGAUAUGCAUCUGUUGGAAGCAUGGAGAAAAUAAAGGGUCGAAAAUCACGCGAACAAAAGAUAUCAUUCCAGGAAGAUUCCAAGGGUGAUAAGUCCGGUGAGCAGCAGAUAUCAAUUGAAGAUCACUUAGGGAGUGCUAGGUCAUGGCAUAGAAACAAAACACAUUUAUUGGAGAAGUUCAAAGGCAGCCAGGUAGAUAUUAUGAGGUUAGCAGAAGGGGGCAGAGCAAAAGCAAACAAGCAGGAUUUAAUCAAUAGGUCUUCUCAGAUUGAAGGAAAGCAUGCUCAGGAGGGAAUGAAUAGCAAGAAAAACCUGGGAAAUGACACCCAAGAUCAAGGGAAAAUGUCAAAGCAUGGAAGCAAUAAUUUAGCCAGGACUGAAUCAGUUCAAUCAGAAUGCAGUGUUGUAAAGCAGGAUCCAGAUAAUAUGACUGACUUCUAUCCAAGUCAGACAUCAUGGAGGUUUCAAUCUGUUGGCAGUGGCAUAGACCACCUAUUAGAUACUGGCUUAGCACCCAUGCAUGGAUUAGCUAGCCCAACACGCCAGUGGAGUCAUCAUCAUGCUUCUCCUGAUUCUGAAAGAUUCAAAAAUUCUUUUGAUCGGUCUAAAGGUAUUCGGGAAAACAGUUUGAAGGCAAAGUUACUAGAAGCAAGAUUAGAAGGCCAGCAGGCCCGCUUGAGAAGUUCAAAGGGCCUCUAGUUUCUAUUAUAAGGCACCUUAUGGACAAGGAAUUGCUCUUGUGGAGGAGCUUCUGCUCAAGCAAAAGCGCCAAUGAAUCAAGAGAUUUGGAAGCCAAAUAAUGCCCUUAGUUACUUUUGGAUACAUAUCAGGGAACUGCCAUCUUUGUCUUGUCAUAUAUGCAAGACCUCAUCCCUGAACCUGCCCAUCAACAGCAUUCUUUAUCUUAGCAUUGGCUCUAUGAUAGGGUGGUGUGUCCAUGUGUGUGUUAUUUGCUGUUCACGUGCUAGUGCAGGAAUAUGCAUUUUUCAGAUGUCAAACUACUGCAUGGUGCAUUCACUCUGCAACUGUUUGUACAUCAUUUACUUUUGUAAAUGAGAAAGUUUUGUCAAAUGAAAUUAACGUGCAUCCUUCGCUACUUGAAGGUGAGUUCUGGGGAAUAUGCAAGAAACUUAUUCUUGAUACAACUUAUCAGCCAAACUCAUGUUUAGUCUCCUAUAGCCUCUGUACAAUCUUUACCUGCUUAUGUUUACGUCUGUCAAUCUAUGUGAUCGAUUCCUCGAACUAGAAACUUAAUCCUUGAUACAACUUCUCAGCCAAACUCGUGUUUAGUCUUCUCUUGCAUCCGUACAAUCUUCAUCUGCUUAUGUUUUGGCUGGUCAAUCUAUGGGAUCAAUUUUUCAGAUGCAGCUUUUUAAAAUUGCACAUAUUCGGGGUGAUGUAAAAAUGCAGGCUUUGUAUUGCACUUGAGCCAUUUAUCUAUAAGCAGUAGCAUAACAUCUCUCUUGCUAUCA
Messenger RNA from Cryptomeria japonica (Japanese cedar), 3275 nucleotides. RefSeq lists its product as uncharacterized. Bases 334 to 2502 code for a protein of 722 amino acids. The record is from RefSeq and is a predicted model, not a curated record. The transcript is spliced from 3 exons. NCBI's taxonomy places the organism in Eukaryota, Viridiplantae, Streptophyta, Pinopsida, Cupressales, Cupressaceae.